UGUGUGAGAGAGUGCAUGUAUUUGCCUGUAGUAAGCAAUGAUGGCAGAAAGCAGCAUAUCCUAACCACCACCCAGGGUGCAAGCUACUUAGUGUAUGGAGAGGAACCCCUGGAAGUUGCUAAUGCGGCUACUGCUUCCCAACCCAUAUCUGCCACUGCCAACGUCACCCACCACCACCACCCAGGAGUUGGGCGCACCACAUCAGAAGACUCUACAACACAGACCAUUAAUGAAGGACGGCCUCCAUUACCUCCUGUGUCUCAUAGUCAGGAGCACUUCGGUGUAGUUCAGGGAAAGAAGAUCUCCCUUCGAGGUGGAGGGCCAAGUCUACGAUGCAAAGCAGACAUGAAGAGCCGCCUGGAAGAAGCCAUCAUGGGUCAGAAUUCUGCACGUUCGGAAAUGAUGCUCCGACGUCGAGGUAACACUCCUUCCAACACCCCUCAUGUUGUUGGAUUAUCACAGUUCUACAUCCAGGGAGCAGAGCGCAACCCACCGUCUCCUUCUGGAACUGGUGAGCGACUCCGUUGGCGCAAGGAGACCUUCCCUUGGCGCCACCAACAGCAGGAUACGGAACGGUCAACUCAUCAGGAGUUAGAACAGGAAUCACAAGUUGAGGGCCAUCUGGCGAGUGAAGCUAAUAUGAUCAUUCUCGACACUUUGGAGAACAUUGUACAGGUGGUCACAAAUGCAGAUCACCUCCAGGGUCUGCUAAGUGUGGUAUUCAGAGUACUGCUUCAUGCUCUUGCUUCAAACCAGUCAACUACAUCACUGACAAAUAUGUUCAACACUCAGCGAGCUCUGGUUGCCAAGUUCCCAGGGCUCCUGUUUGAUGAGGAAACAGAGCAGUGUGCAGACUUGUGCCUGCAGCUUCUGAAGCACUGCUCAUCUUGCAUCUGCACAAUACGAUCCCAUGCUGCAGCAUCUCUAUACCUACUCAUGAGGCAUAAUUUCGAGAUUGGCAACAACUUUGCCCGAGUAAAAAUGCAGGUUACUAUGUCUUUGAGUUCGCUGGUGGGAACCUCACAAACCUUCAAUGAGGCUUAUCUUCGACGUUCCUUGAAGACCAUCCUUACUUAUGCAGAGGAAGAUGCUGACCUGCAAGAUACUUCUUUCCCUGAACAGGUUCGAGAUUUAGUGUUCAACUUGCACAUGAUCUUGUCUGAUACUGUCAAGAUGAAAGAGUACCAAGAGGAUCCUGAGAUGCUGCUUGACUUGAUGUAUAGAAUAGCUCGAGGCUAUCAAAACUCCCCAGACCUGCGCUUGACUUGGUUAGCCAGCAUGGCUCAGAAGCACAGUGAGAGAGUUCAGCAUGCUGAAGCUGCCAUGUGCCUGAUCCACAGUGCAGCUCUUGUGUCAGAAUACUUAUACAUGUUGGAGGAUUGUCCUCACCUUCCAACUGGAGCUGUUACCUUCUGUAAACUUUCACCAAAUGUUUUAGAGGAAAGUGCAGUGUCUGAUGAUGUUUUAAGCCCAGAUGAAGAGGGUAUAUGUACAGGAAAGUACUUCACAGAAAAUGGUUUAGUUGGGCUUUUGGAGCAGGCAAGCUCUUCUUUGCAGCAGGCUGGUAUGUUUGAAUGUUUGAAUGAGGUCUACAAGAUCUUAACUCCCAUUGCUGAGAAGAACAGAGAUUGGAAGAAGCUGAUCAACAUCUACUCAAAACUUCACGACGCUUUUUCAAAGAUUGAUGCACUAGAGGGAAGAAGAAUAUUUGGAACAUACUUCAGAGUUGGUUUUUAUGGAUCCAAGUUUGGUGAUCUUGAUGGGGAAGAGUUCAUCUACAAGGAACCUAUGCUUACCAAGUUACCUGAGAUAUCUCACAGAUUAGAGGCCUUUUACAGUGACCGUUUUGGUGCAGAAAACAUUUUGAUGAUAAAGGACAGUAACACAGUCGAUGCCACCAAACUGGAUUCCGACAAAGCUUGUAUCCAGAUCACUUACGUUGAGCCUUAUUUUGAUGAAUAUGAAUACAGGGACAGAGUUACUUCUUUUGAGAAAAAUUAUAACAUUAAACGGUUCAUCUUCUCAACGCCAUUCACACCUGAUGGGAGAGCGCAUGGAGAGCUUCAUGAGCAAUAUAAGAGGAAGACCAUCCUGACAACACAGCAUAUGUUCCCAUAUGUGAAGACUAGGAUCCAAGUUGUUGACAGAAUGUCUUGGGUGUUGACUCCAAUUGAAGUUGCUAUUGAAGACAUACAGAAGAAGACAAAGGAGUUAUCUGCAGCCAUCAACCAAGAUCCUCCAGAUCACAAGAUUCUACAGAUGGUGCUUCAGGGGUGCAUUGGAACAACGGUGAAUCAGGGACCAAUGGAGGUUGCUCACAUUUUCCUAUCAGAUCUGGUUGACAGCAGGAAGCCCCCUAACAGACUUCAAAAUAAACUUCGACUCUGUUUCAAGGACUUCUCCAAAAAAUGCCAAGAUGCAUUACGGCGGAACAAAACACUGAUUGGCUCUGACAUGAGGGAGUACCACAGGGAGCUGGAGAGGAAUUAUAACAAAUUUAUUGAAGGUUUAUCACCAAUGAUUACGGUCAAUCAUCUUACCAGACAAAUGAGAGUGACUUCCUGGCAUCACUCUUCUGGGAGCACGAGCUCAGUGGAUACUCUGGUGUCGGGAGGCUCUGCAGAUUCUGAUCCAGGGCUAGCCUCUGGAACGGAAUGCUAGGGAGGCUGGCGUGUAGUAUUCACACUUUAGUCAGGGUUGCACAUGACUGUGACCAGGGAACAUCAUAGUUAAGGCGGCUGUGAAGUUAGCUGGCGCUUUUGGUGCUUGGAGGUGGAAGAAGCAGGUUCCGGCAGUGAUUAGAUCUCGGCUUUUCCUAAAAGGUGCUCGUCUCAAAGAUUCCAAAAAAUCCUGGAUUUAAAUUGUAAUGAUCUUUAUGCAGUAUUUAUAAUCUAGUUUUGUUUAAAUCCAUAAUCUCGUAAGAUAUGAGACAAGGUGCAUUACCACUGAAAUUGUGGAGGGGGGGAUGAAUUACUUAAUGAUAAAGGGGCACAAGAAACAGCUUUAGAAUGAUUUAUAUAUACAUAUAUUCAAAGUCAUAUAAAUAGUUUUAGUAUUAUUGUAUCAUCCAGUAGUAAGUCAUCUUGUAUAGCUUUUUUUUUUUAUACUUAUACAGCGUUUUUGUGUGACGUUAAUGGAGUAAUAUUGUCAAUAUUUUAAAUUAAAUUUUGGUAAGCUUUCCAGUACUUGUAAGGUAAUUAUUUUUUUAUGAUUAUUGUAUUGUUGCUUUUCAGUGUUGAUAUUGAUUAUUAUUAUUAUUGUGAUUAUUAUUAUUGUAAUUAUUAUUAUUAUUAUUGUAAUUAUUAUUAUUAUUAUUUUUAUUAUUAUUUUAUUAUUAUUAUUGUGAUUAUUAUUAAUGUUGUUAUCAUUAUUGUUAUUAUUAUCAUUGUUAUUGUUAUUAUUAUCAUUAUUUAUUGAUUUGUUUUUAUGUUUAUGAUACUUGUUAUUAUUAUUGAGCAUUUUUUUUUGUAAUUUUGACAUUUUAGCAAAAAGUCGUAAAUAGUUUAGAUGAAAAAGUUUCUUUUACAAACAAAAAAAUAUUUAUCCCAGUUCUUUUUUCUUUGCUUGAAAGUUUGUCUAUCAUUAAGUAGCAUUCAGCAGAAAUGUAUACUGACUUGCGACAAAUAAGAAAUAUAAAUUCAGUUCAAAUGUAAGAGUGCACACUCUUGUAGAACAUUAGCUUUAUAUUGUAAGCAGUAUUACAGCAUCUGAUGAUUCCUUAUAAAUGAUUCCAUUUUAUGGUAUAUUCUAUUACUUAUAUGUUAUAUAUUUCAUGUGAGUCUCAGUUAUAUUUAUAUGUCAAAAUGAAUAAUAAAAUUUUGAUGUCUC
This is a messenger RNA of Penaeus vannamei (Pacific white shrimp), 3828 nucleotides long. The record is from RefSeq and is a predicted model, not a curated record. Lineage: Eukaryota; Metazoa; Arthropoda; Malacostraca; Decapoda; Penaeidae.